AGUCACAUUAUAUUUUUAUUUAUAUUUAGUCAGACUUUUUUGAUAUGGAAGAAAAGGGAAGAAAUGAAACUAAUGAUAAAGAUCUUCUGUCAAGUUCAUUAGAGAUUCAGAUGACAAAAGUUUUGAGAAAAAAUUCCAAAGCAGGAAACGCUAUAGAUGAAAUUUUCAAACCUACCUUUGUCAACUUUCAAAGAUUCUGUGACAACGAUACGUAUGAAAAAAAUGUGAGAAAACCACUAAAAGGACAAAAUAAAUAUUUUAGCGAAAAUGAUCAAGUGCAAAAAACAGAUAAAUGCUCAAAUGCUUUAAUUAGUUGUGAAAAAUCUCCAACUUCAGUUCAUUCGUCUGUAGAACCUGUAGAGUUACGCCGAACUUCCAGAAGAAUUGUCCAUCGCGUCAAAAAAGAUUUCGUUUUAGAUUUUCCUAGUAUUAAAAAACAAGCCAGACCUAAGACAACUAUCCCAGGAUACCUGGGAAAAAAGAAAGAAAAAGAAGUUCGAAGACCUGGUAGACCUAGAAAAAAUCCAGAGGCAAAACUUUCAAAAUUAGAUGAACAUGGAAGUACGACAUCGACACUUUCUCCGAAUAAUGCAGUUUCUUCUGCAUUUAGCCCGCAAUUCCAAAGCUAUCUGCAAACUUCAUAUUAUCCAAAGUCAAGCAGCAGAGAAAUUAAAAACUUCAGCUUUAAGGAUCAGGAUCCGUUCAUAUACUCUUCUCAUAAAGUUGACGACUUGAACAUCAAAACAUCGAAAAUACCAGCAAUACAUCAAGGUUUUAAUGACAAUCAGCUGGCAACUUCUUCGAAGCCAACUGUUAUUUAUUUUAAAUUUCCAAAAAAUUGCACAAAAGUUUCUUCUUCAAGAAAAUCAAAGCAUCGAAAUGUUAGAGAAGACAUUUCGAAUUCUCAGAUUACUAGUUACGAACAAUAUCGAGAAACAACUGAUAAAAUUUAUUUACAACAAAAGUAUGGAAUGAUUGAUAUGGUCCUCGUGGAUUACUUUUACAGUAUAAGUCAAGGAAAUAUCCAGCAAGCUGAUCUGCUGUUAAGAAGAUACAUGUACCGAGAACUAGAACUGCUGCCUUGUGAUUUUGUUUAUCCUUUCUCAAAGACUCAACAUUUGGGGGAAAACAAUGAAGACAUCCGUAAUACGUGGAGUAAUGGAGUGCUUCCUGAAUCGGAUUCACCAGUAUUCAUCGAAAUCGAUACUUUAAAUCGUCAAGUGAUUGUUGACUCCAUACGAAUUUUAUAUGAUGAGGAAUCAGUUUUAGAAUAUUAGUAAGAAAGCAGAUAGUACACGAGUAAGGAGUGCAAAACUUUUAGCUUCAUUAUUCUAACUCAAAAUAUAUAAUUAUUAUUCUAUUAAAAUAUGU
Molecule: messenger RNA, 1371 nt
Organism: Parasteatoda tepidariorum (common house spider)
Lineage: Eukaryota; Metazoa; Arthropoda; Arachnida; Araneae; Theridiidae
Source: RefSeq, a predicted model, not a curated record